AUGGCAACUUUGAAUGAAAAAAAGACCUGCAGCGAACGGAUGGAAAAUUUCCGUCGUUUUGUCUGGAAUCCAGAAACAAAGCUCUUCAUGGGAAGGACCUUAAUUAACUGGGUGUGGAUCAGCCUGUACUACCUGGCCUUCUACGUGGUGAUGUCAGGGCUGUUUGCACUCUCCAUCUACUCUCUGAUGAGGACAGUGAAUCCCUACGAGCCAGACUACCAAGACCAGCUGAAGUCCCCAGGUGUAACGCUACGACCUGACGUGUAUGGUGACAGAGGACUCCAAAUUUACUACAACAUAUCCAACAACAAAACCUGGGAAGGUUUAGUGACAACUCUUCGGACUUUCCUGACAGCAUACACACCAGCUGCCCAGCACCUGAACAUCAACUGCACCAGCGACACCUACUUCAUCCAGGACACCUUUGAUGGCCCCAAUAAAACAAAACUAUCCUGCAAAUUUACCUCAGAUAUGCUUCAAAACUGCUCUGGCAUCACAGACCCCACGUUUGGAUUUCCAGAAGGGAAACCAUGUUUUAUUAUAAAAAUGAACAGGAUUAUCAAGUUUCUCCCUGGCAAUGGCACUGCACCAAGGGUGGACUGCACGUAUGUGGAGUCUCCCCCACUGGAGGUGGACUACUACCCCCUGAAUGGCACCUUCAACCUCCACUACUUCCCCUACUAUGGAAAAAAGGCACAGCCCAGCUACAGCAAUCCUCUGGUGGCUGUGAAGUUUCUCAACAUCACCAGGAAUGUAGAAGUGAAAAUAGUGUGUAAAAUCAUUGGAGCUGGAAUCACCUUUGAUAAUGUUCAUGAUCCCUACGAAGGCAAAGUGGAAUUUAAAUUGAAAAUAGAAGAUUGA
This is a messenger RNA of Merops nubicus (carmine bee-eater), 861 nucleotides long. It is a transcript of the gene ATP4B, whose product is annotated as ATPase, H+/K+ exchanging, beta polypeptide. The coding region runs from base 1 to 861 and encodes 286 amino acids. Gene Ontology annotation, biological process: intracellular potassium ion homeostasis; intracellular sodium ion homeostasis; sodium ion export across plasma membrane. The transcript has 7 exons. Gene Ontology annotation, molecular function: ATPase activator activity. Gene Ontology annotation, cellular component: sodium:potassium-exchanging ATPase complex. NCBI's taxonomy places the organism in Eukaryota, Metazoa, Chordata, Aves, Coraciiformes, Meropidae. The record is from RefSeq and is a predicted model, not a curated record.